Messenger RNA from Hyaloscypha bicolor E, 1805 nucleotides. RefSeq lists its product as uncharacterized. The transcript has a single exon. NCBI's taxonomy places the organism in Eukaryota, Fungi, Ascomycota, Leotiomycetes, Helotiales, Hyaloscyphaceae. Bases 290 to 1462 code for a protein of 390 amino acids. The record is from RefSeq and is a predicted model, not a curated record.
CUCAAACCUGUGGCCUGCAUCACUGCUGUUUUGCCAUGCAAGGCGAAGUGACAUGGCUCCAUAGCCCAGAGCACUGCUCGAGCGAGUGAUGGCUAGGCAAAAAUCUUGGCAUAUUCGACAUUGAUCAAGGAGUGAGUGAGUAUAAAGAAGCGAUUGCUCACACGGGUCAGCUUCCAACAAACAACUCCUCGAACAUUCACCAUCUCCUUGUGACAAAGAAAAACAAGUCAACGCCUCCUCCUUAUUAAUCUUGAUGUCGCGCCUGUCAAGCUACCACCCAACUCUCAUCAUGCCUUCAUCACCAUGGAAUGUUCAUCCUACGCCUACCCCUCAACCCCAACCAGCCAAAUCAUCCCUCCUUGGUUCCCUCAGUGGCUCCAUACGCAAACUUAGUCGCAAAGGCAGCAACGUUUCUCAGAGAUCCGAUCACUCAGCAACGCAGUCAGAACUUCAAACUCCAACGACCCCGACCUUCCGUGGCCCAGCUGAUUUGAACCCAUUCUCGCCGAGUGACGUGGGACGGAGAAGCCCCAGUCCCCUCACAAACCCAUCGCCCGCGACACGGCGCCCGGAUCGACCAGGUAUGAACGCCUUUACAGUUCCCUCGAACGAGCCGCCGCCAGCGUACACCCCAUCACCUACAGCCGCGUCAGGCCCAACUCUCGCCACCCAGAUUUCUGAGCUUCCUGUCCCAGAAGCAGCAACACCAGCCACAUCAUCAAGACCUUCCUCAGCCACACGUGGCGGCGAAGAUCCAUACUCAUUUCUCGCCACCUUCGAUACCACCCUUCUGAUCGAUGACUCUGGUUCCAUGGCGGGAAGAUCAUGGCGCGAGGUUUCUCAAGCUCUGGCUACCAUCGCCCCUAUCGUGACUCAGCACGAUAGUGACGGAAUCGACAUCUACUUCCUGAAUCACAAGUCCAAUCACCCGGGCGCAGUGUCAGAGGGUAUUGCCGCUGGUGGAUAUAGGGGCAUUAAGCGAGCCGCUACGAUAACCGAAAUAUUCGAGAGAGUCCGACCUCAGGGGGGAACUCCAACGGGUAUCAGAGUCCACAAUAUCCUGAAGCCAUAUUUGGCAAAGUUGGAGAGUGAAAUGGCUCAAGGCAGAGAAACGAAGCCUUUGAACCUUAUCGUUCUCACAGACGGUGUUCCCUCGGAUGACGUCGAGUCGGUUCUCUUGUCUGCAGCGAAGAAGCUGGACAAGCUCGAUGCCCCACCAUUCCAAGUCGGUGUUCAAUUCUUCCAAGUGGGCAAUGAAGAGGGUGCCAAGGAAGCACUCGAGGAGCUAGACGACGGACUCAGUGAGCUGGUUGAAGGUGGUGUCAGAGAUAUGGUUGACACUGUCACCUGGACUGGUGGAAGCAGCUCCAGCGAGGGAGGUAUUGGCUUGACGGGGGAUGGAAUUCUUAAGGUUUGUUUAGGAAGUGUAGUUCGGCGUUUGGACAGGAGAAGCAGACAUUGAUAUCUGGCCUUGCUCGGCGCGCGUAUUAAGAGACUUGAUCGCAGACGGGCAAGUGCUGAAGUUAGGAGCAGAUCUUACUCCUACUCUGCUUGUUCGUUUCAUUCAACAGUGUAUUACAAAAACAUUAGAUUUUGGAUUUUGGACUUUGGCGUUUUUAGAGCAUGGUCUUGAUACCCAGGGACACCUAGGAAAUAGAUAUCGAACCAGAUUUCGUAAUUCUGCCUAUCUCGCUUUCAUUGCCCUUGAUUUGUCGUGAACAUUUGUAAGAUAAUGUGACAUUAUUCUGCGGAGUUAAGCUAGCCUUCCACCUCAACUAUAUCUCACAAUGAGCUUACAAUAAUCC